This is a messenger RNA of Punctularia strigosozonata HHB-11173 SS5, 1350 nucleotides long. RefSeq lists its product as uncharacterized. NCBI's taxonomy places the organism in Eukaryota, Fungi, Basidiomycota, Agaricomycetes, Corticiales, Punctulariaceae. Gene Ontology annotation, cellular component: intracellular membrane-bounded organelle; Mon1-Ccz1 complex. Gene Ontology annotation, biological process: vesicle-mediated transport. The record is from RefSeq and is a predicted model, not a curated record. Bases 1 to 1350 code for a protein of 449 amino acids. The transcript has 5 exons.
AUGAACUCGCCAGAGAAUAGCCCGGCAUGCCUCUCAUAUCUGACCAUAUACAAUCCCUCGCUCAAGCCCCUUCAUCUCGUUGAGCCCGGAGACGAGGAUGCACAGGAACAGGCCCACAUCGUCUUCUACACGUCCCGUGAAAGGGCUGUAUCUCGCGACAAGCUUCUGAGGCAGAUAGGACUUGCCAAAGCCCUUGUUAGUUUCGCUGAUGCGUUUGGCGCCCAUGCUCAAGCGACCGAUGUGCACUCGCAAGGGCGUCGCAUGGUGACGAUCUCUCCUGAACAUGGGUUCUGGAUCCAUGCCUGUCUUGAAUUGAGGAAAAGGGCGCGCUCCGUUAUACAACGCAAGCAGCCACAGGCGAAAGGCAAAGCACAGGCUACAGUGCAGGAAACGGAGAAGUCUCAAGUACAAACCGUCUUAGACUACGACGAGAGCUCCGUUAACGAUAUCGCGGUCAAGGCGCAGCUUCAGAGAGGUUACGAAGAGUUGAAGGCGAGCUCAAUUCGCCAUGGUUCCUUCACUUCCACCCUGGAUACACUGGGGCAGGAAGCACUCGCUCUUCAGCUGGAGCGCUUUUUCACUGUUUGGGCGUGGAGCUGGGAUGUUGAAGCCGCCGUUGACUUCGCGGAUCACCUAGGUAUCCGCCUCCAUCCUUACCACCGCGAGGUAUCGCCCAAGCUUGAAAUCCUUGCCGAAACCCUUCCGGACAACUAUGCGCCGUGCCUGCUUUUGCCACCCUACAUUAUCCCUUCCACGCGUUACAUCGAUCAUGCUUACCCUAUUGCCCUACCAAGACACCUUAUGCACCGUCUUGCGGCGAUCACCCAACGCUCCACGGCUCGAGGCCCAACUGAAGAUCAUGAGCAACAACUUGACGACAACGGACUGUCCGGAUCGUCACCUCCACCGCUAUCUUCAGCAAGAACUGAGAUGGCAGCACCUGCGGCUGGUGGCGGCGGAAGGGGUAUGUUAUCAAUACCGACCAUUGGAAUCGGCAUGGACGCCAUCGACGUACGCAAGUGGAGCUGGCCUGGGUACCUCACGUUUAGUAAAGGCCGAGGCUCAAAACCACAGGUGCAGACGGGACUGGCGAAAGAAUAUGAGGACGGUCAAAGGGAUACUACAUCAAGUAGGAUGAUUGUACAACAGCACAGGUUGGAUGGACCGUCGCUUCAGGAGGUGAUGGAAUCCAGCCAUAUGCAGGUCCAUGCCAGCGGUCAGCAGGUGCACAUGCCAGGCCUCGGACGUCCUGGAUCGCCGGCCCUCUCGCACGAGGAUCGCAACGAGCAUCCUGGGCCACUGCUCACUGAUGGUAAGCUAAGAACAUUGCCCUUGUUACAUCCGCUAUGA